AUGGGGGCAGGCAGCACCUGGGGAAAACGACGCUAUCGACUGGAGGCCCCCGCCAGCCACGACUGGUCACCCGCAGAGGAGGAGGAGAAGGAGGAGGACGACGACGACGACGACGAUGAGGAUGGCGGCGCUGGUGGCAGGGACCGGCGUCCCUCCUUUGCGCUCCCGGCUGGGGCCGCGAUCGUGGCGCUGGGGCCAGCCAGCCGCCUCCCCCGAGGGGUCUCGCCGGUGCGGAGCUUGGUCCCUGCGGCUUCCGCCCCUGUUGCGCCCGGAGCUCAGCCACAGAUGUCCAGCCACAAUUCUCGGUUGGCCGCAGACUCGUACAAGAAUUGCGUUUGGACAAUCAGUGGCGAAGCCCCCGAGUUCGGGGCCCCGGUUUCCUGCGUGCGGGGUUCCGCUUGGCUCCUUAAAAGCGCCGGACCAGGAGAUCUCCGGAGCUGCGCGUCCGACUACCUCGCAGACGCUCAGCGGUCGCGGCCCAUCCCCGCGGAUUGCUAUCAUCAGUUUGUCUGUUCUCACCAGACAAGUGGAUCCUACUACUCUUGCCUCUGGAGCCUAGCACAGUGCCGCCCCCCACACACCACGCCCAUCACUGAGUGUCCAUUAUUAUCUGCUGCUGGCUUAAACGUGAAUCACCUAUGCCUCUUGGAGUUUCUUCCAAGAAGUUGAAAAAAAAAUAUGGCUUCUGGGGAGCAGUACUUCAAGUCAGGGUUUCAUGGAGAGAGAACCCUGCUAACCAGGUCCCAACUCUCGGGACGAACCAUCUAAUAAUAAUAAUAAUAAUAAUAAUAGCCACAACAAAUACUUGAAGUGCCAAGAACUAAGCGCUUUGAAGGCAGUAGCCUGUGGACUGUCCUGAGAAGUGGAUACUGUUAGCAGCCCCACUUUACAGAUGAAGAAACUGAGACCAGAGGCAGUGAAGUUCGUAGCCGCUAGCCAGCAGGCGACCAAGCCAGAGCUGGAACUCAUUGGCCGCUGGUUUCCAGCUUUCACUCAGCGGGGCAGAGAUACUGACGGGACUUGUGGAAAGGGGCACAGGCAAAGUGGUAGGACCCAGGAGACACCCACGUCUUAGAAAUCCAGUCCCAGACCUGGUCCAGUCUGACAAGAACACAACUUUGACGGAGCUGGCCAGAGUGGUCUCUGCACCCGUGCAGAACUCCCGGAACUCCCAGGGCCUCCUCCUCAGAAAGCCACAUUCUACAAUCUAAUCUACAUUUUCCACCUCCGGGGUAUGUCAGAGCUAUUUAAAGCCAUCAGUCCUGGGCAGAGAAGGGUCAGUUGGCCUCAUCCUCAUCCUCAGGGAAACUGAGGAGCCAGGAAGGGUCUUAUCACGCGAGUCAUUGGAAAGAUAUUUCUGGAAUGCCUACUGUGUGCUGGUCGGGGAUUCAGCCACGGGCAGUUUCCCCCCUAAGGCUGAUCUGGGAGAGGGAAAGGGGGGAGGAGACCCCAGCCCCCCUAGAGUGGGGAGUCAGGUGAAGGCAGUGGGCCGCUGAGGCGGGCACUGUUCCAGGCAGAGGGCAUGGCACGCCCCAAAGCUGACAAGCAAGAAAGAACUGGGAGAGUGGGAAGGGAAGCCAUUCAGCGUGGCUGGAGCUUGGAGAGGAAGAGGAAGUGCCAGAUAAAGCUGGGGUUGACCCUGCCGGGCCCUGUCGGACACUGGAGGAUUUGUGAUUUUAUCCUAAACACAGUGGGGAUCCUGGAGGGUCUGACAAGUUCAGAUUUACAUUUUUAAAGGUUUGCUGAGGCUGUUGUGUCAAGAAUGGGGGUGGGGCAGGGGAUGGGGCAAGCUGGAUGUCAGGAGACCCAUUGAGCUACUUACUACUGCUGUUUUGCAGGUGACAGCUGGUGGUGGCCUGGGAUUAGAAGAUGGCAGAGCAGGGUCCCAAACUGUGUUCUUGACAAGCAGGUGACCUCAGGAAGGUCACCUGGCAAUGAAUAAUAUUUAGUGGCUAUCUGAGGUGUACUCUGUGCUGGAGGCUGGGGGGAGGGCAAAGAGAAAGAUGAACCAUCUGCUGUUGCCUCUCCAGAAGUAUCCAUCCAGGGGACAAGGGGACAGGUGUACAGCCAGCCAGCCAGCCAGCCCCCGUGAAAGGAGCAGGAAAACUCUCUAACUGAAAUAUUAGCAGAGUUAUUGGAGAUUAUAGAAGACCAAACAGUUCAUUCCAACAGGACCUGAGGAAUCUUCUGGAAGAGGCAGCAUUACCUUGGGCAAGUGAAUACCAAUAGACUGAACUCAACUCUAGUUAUUACCUCUGUGAAAUGGGGCCAUUAGGCCUGUCCUGCCUCCUUAGAGACGGUUGUGGUGUUGGGAGGAUCCAAACACAUACCUGGCGUUUGCUCACAGUAAGAUUUUAUCACUGCCUUCUAACACACACACACCCACACACACCCACCCACACGCACACACAUGGAUAUUAGUUCAGGCUCAGCAUUCAGCUGCUGUAACUUCUGCUCUACCUUCUGCCUUAUUAAGACCAACACAGGGGCGCCUGUGUGGCUCAGUCUGUUGGGCGUCUGCCUUCGGCUUAGGUCGUGAUCCCAGAGUCCUGGGAUCAAGCCCCGUGUCGGGCUCCCUACUUGGCAGGGAG
Messenger RNA from Lutra lutra (Eurasian river otter), 2591 nucleotides. RefSeq lists its product as uncharacterized. The coding region runs from base 1 to 669 and encodes 222 amino acids. The record is from RefSeq and is a predicted model, not a curated record. The transcript has 3 exons. NCBI's taxonomy places the organism in Eukaryota, Metazoa, Chordata, Mammalia, Carnivora, Mustelidae.